AUGGCUUCAUCACAGUGGACAAUACCAAAACUUGUCACUUGGAGAGUCAAAGAUUGGGCUUCCUGUUUCUUGGCUUGCAAGAUUCCUCUAGACGUAGAUGAAGAUGGAGUUAAUAAUAACGGAAACAGUAGUACGAGCAACAACAAUAGUCUAACGUUCAAGAGGAUAAAGAGGAAGAUGAAGAGUACUAAGAAGAAGAGAUCAGAGAGGAAACUCAGUCUAAGCCCACCUGGGACACGUCAUCAUCAUCUUCAUCUUAGAAGCAGCAGCAGCGUUUCUCCCACGACGUCGGCGUCUCAGCACCGGCGGUUGAGCUGGCCGCAGCAACCUGUUUCUGACGAAUCUGGUUUCAUUGUGUUCUGUUUCGACCGCGAAGAUGGAGGUUUCGAUGUGGUUAAAGAGGGUAAACAAGACAAGAAAGAUAACGAAUUGUCCCCGGGAAAGUCACCGAGGACUGUCAAUCGUAAGCUUAUUUAUGGAGAUCAAGGAGUAGGAGGAGGAACAGAUAAGAAUAAGUCGCCGGAGAUUAAAGGCGCAGAACAAGAGCAGAACAAUAACACUUCAAGUCAAGAAUCUGAAGAUAUUACAGAAAAAACUGAAGAAGAAGAAGAUAUCGAUGCCUCUGAUAAAUCGAGCGGGUCUAAUAACUCAGACGAAGGAAGGGGUUCUUUUGCGUUUCCCAUAUUAGGAUUAGAGUGGAUGGGAAGCCCUGUUAAGAUGCCUGAAUCAGAUGACUUGUCUCCCAAGAAACCAAAACCAGUUGCUUUAGGCUUUCAAUGCUGUAGAUUCUGAAAUAUUUUAUAAGAGACAAUUCUAAAAAGUUUCUGCGAUUCUUUGUUAUACUCUGUUUCUGAGUACCACC
This is a messenger RNA of Capsella rubella, 862 nucleotides long. RefSeq names its product protein BREAKING OF ASYMMETRY IN THE STOMATAL LINEAGE. The transcript is spliced from 5 exons. Lineage: Eukaryota; Viridiplantae; Streptophyta; Magnoliopsida; Brassicales; Brassicaceae. Gene Ontology annotation, biological process: regulation of asymmetric cell division. The record is from RefSeq and is a predicted model, not a curated record. Bases 1 to 792 code for a protein of 263 amino acids.